Messenger RNA from Metarhizium album ARSEF 1941, 2445 nucleotides. Its product is annotated as UDP-N-acetylglucosaminyltransferase. The record is from RefSeq and is a predicted model, not a curated record. The transcript has 3 exons. NCBI's taxonomy places the organism in Eukaryota, Fungi, Ascomycota, Sordariomycetes, Hypocreales, Clavicipitaceae. Gene Ontology annotation, molecular function: protein binding; glycosyltransferase activity. Bases 1 to 2445 code for a protein of 814 amino acids. Gene Ontology annotation, biological process: protein O-linked glycosylation.
AUGGCAAGUUCCGACGCCAUCCAAGUAAAGGCACCGCCGCUUCCACCAGGAAGUGGGAAAGGACUUGCUGAACCAGGCGCUCAGUCUCAAUCAUUGGGUGUAGCACACGUGAGCGAGACGGUUGGCUUCGGAUCCAGUGGUUAUUCACUGUCUGCUGUAGAUAACGGCAGAAUUCUGGCCCUAGUGCAUGCAAAAGGCACUUUACUCUAUAGCCGGAAGGACACUGAGCGUGCUUCGGAAGCCUUUCAGGAAGCCGUGCUGAUCAGCCUUGGACGACGGGUUACUGGGAUCCAGGAACUCAUUUGUCAUAUUCAAACCGCGCUUUCGCCAAGGACAUGUCAAAAUACUGAUGGCCAAAAACCACAGGCUCUGCAGCCGUUGAUGUUGUCACCGGAAAGAGCUCGUCACACAGCCCAUCUUGUUUUUGGUGGUACCGGUGAACUACCCGGUCUCCAAUAUCUUCGAAACGGACCAUCCAAACGCGCUGCUGUGCAAACGACGAGCAAUUCAUUGCUAUCGUUGGCUAAAAUUUUGCAGGAUGCAAUGUCUAGUGGCAAAGUGGAUUUUGGCCUAUUUCGUGGCUCAUCACAAGUCGGUGACAUACUUGCUCUGUACUAUCUUUCUCUGUCGCUCCAGGAGAGCCCAUCUACAGCCAAUAAUGUUGGCAUUCUCCUUGCUGGGAUUCAACAAGGCAUUACUACGCCCUCAAACAUGGUGGCGGGAACAAAGCCGCAAAUUGGUAUACCCGGUAUUGCACCCGGUAGUGGCCUUGCCCUAGCCCUUGCGUAUUAUAAUUAUGGCCUUCGACUCGAUCCAAAUCAUGUUCAUCUUCAUACGAAUCUCGGCAGCUUGCUGAAAGACGUUGGUAAACUGGACUUGGCAAUACAAAUGUACGAACGCGCAGUAUCCUGUGACGGCACGUUUGAUAUUGCCCUCACAAAUCUUGCCAAUGCUGUCAAGGACAAGGGUCGGAUUAAUGAUGCCAUUUACUACUACCGACGCGCCGUAAACGCGAAUCCUGGGUUUGCGGAGGCCGUAUGCGGGCUUUCUACGGCCCUCAAUUCCGUUUGCAACUGGCGUGGCCGUGGCGGCGUUUUCCUCCAAUCUGGGAAGUACGACCGGUGGCAUGUCGAUAGCGAUGGAGUGCUCGUUGACGCUUUGACUAGUAGGUGUGGUAGGGGUCUCACAAAGCGCGUCGUCGACAUCGUGAGCCAACAACUCAAGGAUGCAUCCCACUGGGGACGAGGCAUGCUACGGGAAUCCACUACAAAUGAAUUAGUGAAGCAACUACAGUGUCUUUGCAAGGAUCCAUCGUUCCGACUAGAGGAGGCCCUUCGCCGUUGGGCUGGUCAGCCGUGGGAAGGAUCUCGUCUCCUGCGACUGAUAGAGCGUGCCACACGCGUGUUAUUGAGAAAUUAUUACAGGAAUCUAUAUCUGUGUGGACAAACUAACCGAUUGUCAUACGACAGACCGAAACUGCCGCCAAAUCUUAGUGUCCCAUCAGCACCCACGGUGCUUCCAUUUCAUACCUUCACGUGUCCCUUAACAGCGAGACACAUAAGAGCGAUUGCUCAACGAAAUGCUCUCCGUAUAUCGAGCUCGACACUGCGAUCACCGUGGGUUUCUGCCACAAUGUACCCUCCUCCUCCUCCUCCUCAUCCGCAUUUGAAUGUGGGUUAUAUAUCCUCGGAUUUCAACAACCACCCAUUAGCUCAUUUGAUGCAAUCGGUAUUCGGAUUUCAUGACCCCGAUCGAGUGCAAGCUAUUUGCUAUGCCACCACACCAAGUGACGGUUCUGUUCAUCGCCAGCAGAUUGAGAACGAGUCGCCGGUGUUUAGGGAUGUCAGCAACUGGCCACCAGAUAAAUUGGUUGAACAGAUUGCACAGGACGAUAUUCACAUACUGGUAAAUCUGAAUGGUUAUACCAGAGGUGCAAGGAACGAAAUCUUUGCGGCUAGGCCGGCACCCAUUCAAAUGUCGUUUAUGGGAUUUGCUGGCACCUUGGGUGCUGAGUGGUGCGACUAUAUUCUAGCCGACAAAACCGCAGUCCCACCAACCACUCUUCGCCCUUGGAGGGAUAACGUGUCAAUCGAAGAUGUGUUCUGUGACAACAAUGAAGACCCCACAGGCGAUUGGGUGUAUUCUGAGAAUGUUAUUUUCUGCCGCGACACCUUUUUUUGUUGCGAUCACGCACAGUCAUGCGCAGGCGACGAGAAAGAAACCAAAUGGGCCGAGGUGGAGAGGCGGAGGUGGGAGAUGAGAAAGGAAUUAUUUCCCCAUUUAAAAAAUGAUGCCAUCAUACUCGGCAACUUCAAUCAGCUCUACAAGCUUGGUUACGCAUUCUGGCUCGUGUUCCACGAGCUGUUUUAUGGCUUCUUCGGUUUCCAGAACCCGGUGAGAGCAACCUACGAGCGACAGCUAAAGCGUGGGCUGGGCCCGAAGUAG